This is a messenger RNA of Salvia hispanica, 733 nucleotides long. RefSeq lists its product as uncharacterized. NCBI's taxonomy places the organism in Eukaryota, Viridiplantae, Streptophyta, Magnoliopsida, Lamiales, Lamiaceae. The record is from RefSeq and is a predicted model, not a curated record.
CUAUUUAGAUUUAGAUAAGGCAAGAAAAGAAAAUCCAGCAACACCACCCAUAUAAAUUACAAUCACAUCUCAUCUAAAAUAUCCAGCAAAGAUGAACACAAUCAGAGUGGAGCUGCUUCACUUGAAUCCCUUAAAUUUGAGAAAGCAAGCUACAAAUCCCCCAAUUAAACCCAGACUCAAUCUCACAAUCCCCUCUUCAAAUUAUGCCAAACAUUCAACAAGAAGGCGCGUCGACCUCAUCGCAAAAUUAUCAGCAUCUGACAAAGAGGAGACCGUUUCAAUCGUGGGCGGCGUCGCUUUAUCGGAAGAGAAUUCGAGAUUAAUGGUGCUUGCCGCCUUAUCUGUGGGAGUGGCUGUUUUUGUGAUGGGAUUUAGCGAUGAGAGGGCGCUGGCGUUGGGGCCGGAGGGGCCGCUGAUGGAGGAUUUUUGGGACAACAUGAGGAGAUAUGCACUCUACGCUUUGACGGUCAGCACCGGCGCUCUUUGGGUGCUUCUCGAGCCCAUCGUUGAGUUGUUGAAGAACCCCAUCUCUGCCCUUCUCCUUAUCUUCAUUUUUGGUGGUUCCUUUUUCAUUCUCUCGCAGGUUGUUACUGCCAUGAUUGGCAUGUCCGAUUUUUCUUACGAAUAUAGCAACUAGAUUCUUAUGCAGAUCUGUCUCAAUAUAUAUUACGUUACAUUUUCAUACUUAUGUCUUGUGUUUUGCUUUUAAUACUAUCUCUGGAAAUUUGUCACA